Orussus abietinus is the source of this 904-nucleotide messenger RNA. RefSeq names its product 40S ribosomal protein S4 (gene RpS4). Gene Ontology annotation, molecular function: structural constituent of ribosome; RNA binding. NCBI's taxonomy places the organism in Eukaryota, Metazoa, Arthropoda, Insecta, Hymenoptera, Orussidae. Gene Ontology annotation, cellular component: ribosome; cytosolic small ribosomal subunit. The coding region runs from base 66 to 854 and encodes 262 amino acids. Gene Ontology annotation, biological process: translation. The transcript has 6 exons. The record is from RefSeq and is a predicted model, not a curated record.
CGUCGCUCGGUGAAAACGCGCCACUAAUGUGAUCCAGGCAGGUCCUUUUCAUUUAGAAUUUCGAGAUGGCUCGUGGACCGAAGAAGCAUUUGAAGCGUCUCAAUGCCCCGAAGGCAUGGAUGCUGGACAAAUUGGGUGGUGUGUAUGCACCACGUCCGUCCACGGGUCCUCACAAACUACGGGAAUCGCUGCCACUUGUUAUAUUCCUUCGUAACAGACUCAAAUAUGCCUUGACCAAUUGCGAGGUCAAGAAGAUCGUAAUGCAGCGCCUGAUAAAGGUUGAUGGCAAAGUCCGUACGGAUCCUAACUAUCCAUCUGGAUUUAUGGAUGUGGUGACAAUUGAAAAAACUGGUGAAUUCUUCAGAUUGAUCUAUGACGUUAAGGGUCGUUUCACCAUCCAUCGUAUUACAGCCGAGGAAGCUAAAUACAAACUAUGUAAGGUUAAACGGGUUCAAACCGGUCCCAAGGGUAUUCCAUUCUUGGUAACACAUGACGGAAGAACAAUUCGUUACCCGGAUCCUUUGAUAAAAGUAAAUGACACCAUUCAAUUAGACAUUGCUACUGGCAAAAUCAUUGACUCCAUUCGAUUCGAUUCCGGUAACUUGUGUAUGAUCACGGGAGGUAGGAAUUUGGGACGUGUUGGUACCGUUGUGAGCCGAGAACGGCACCCUGGGUCUUUCGAUAUUUGUCACAUCAAGGAUUCUCAAGGACACAUGUUUGCAACUAGAUUGAACAACGUGUUCAUUAUAGGCAAGGGAUCAAAGGCAUACGUUAGCUUACCGAGGGGUAAGGGAGUUAAACUUUCAAUUGCCGAAGAGCGUGACAAGAGAUUAGCGGCCAAGGGUGUAAACUAAUGUAUGUUUUCAAAGAAAAACUCCAAUAAACCAGGAUUUUCUUGGUAGAA